Molecule: messenger RNA, 1049 nt
Organism: Erythranthe guttata (spotted monkey flower)
Lineage: Eukaryota; Viridiplantae; Streptophyta; Magnoliopsida; Lamiales; Phrymaceae
Source: RefSeq, a predicted model, not a curated record
UGACAGCUCAGCGGGUGUAGUGGGUGUGCGUAGCACUAGAACAAGAUUCCAUCUUUUCUUCUUCUUCUUCCUCACAAGCACAGCAGCACAAAUCAAGUCAAUAACCCCAUCCCCAAUCCAUUUUCAGGACACUGAAUCCCUCGUAACAAUUUCCCCGUCAGUUGUCUUUGUCGCAGAUAUUUUUAUUUUUAUUUAUUAAGGUGAGGGAUGCCUGGAAAAUCUUUGGCUUCUCCGCUGCUGACAUUUGAUUCAACAGUGCGGUUCUCUUCUUAUCCUGAUUCUGUAUCCUUAUCAACCAGCAAACUGCCCAUCAAUGUAAAUCUUGGAAUUUAUACUCAGCCAAAUGCCCUCAGACUACAUCGGAUAACCACUUCCACAUCUAAGAAUUGGGGGUUGAAUUCUACUGCUCGAAUCCAGGAUUCAAUUCUUAGUGAUGAAGAUAAGCAAAUAUGGGAAUCGUGUAGACAAGCUUUGUCUUCGUACGGUUUUGCCAUCGAGGAAGAAGACAAAAUUCUAGGCAAGGCAUUUGGUCAAAUUCGUUCUCCUUAUUGGGGGGAAGAUCGGAAAAAGGAAGUGCCCAAAUUUGAGGUAGUAAAUGAGAUAUUAAGUUAUCUAAAAGACUUAGGCCUCGAUGAUGAUGAUCUGGCCAAACUUCUGAAGAAAUUUCCCGAGGUACUUGGAUGCAGCCUGGAAAACGAGGUGAAAGUAAAUGUGCAGAUUCUUGAAAAAGAAUGGGGCAUCAAAGGGAAAACACUGAGAAACCUCCUCCUUCGCAAUCCUAAAGUAUUGGGUUUCAAUAUUGAUUGCAAGGGAGAUUGCAAGGCACAGUGCACUCGGUGCUGGGUGAGAUUUUAACUCAGGUUCUUGAUUCGUUCAUUUGUAGAUUCCUGUUGCAUGUGUAUAUGAAUUAUUGAUCAAGUUAGUACGCAGUUUCUCUUUUGAUAUUGCGUAUCAUAUAUCUGUACUUGUAUGAAUCAGGUUCAAUGUGAGGCAUAUUGUGUAUACUUGAUACAAGAUUUUUAUAAUAAUUUUACACUGAUUAAUCAUCA